This is a messenger RNA of Alligator mississippiensis (American alligator), 6670 nucleotides long. It is a transcript of the gene PAX7, whose product is annotated as paired box 7. Gene Ontology annotation, biological process: anatomical structure development; regulation of transcription by RNA polymerase II. Gene Ontology annotation, molecular function: RNA polymerase II cis-regulatory region sequence-specific DNA binding; DNA-binding transcription factor activity, RNA polymerase II-specific. The record is from RefSeq and is a predicted model, not a curated record. Bases 390 to 1904 code for a protein of 504 amino acids. The transcript has 9 exons. Lineage: Eukaryota; Metazoa; Chordata; Crocodylia; Alligatoridae.
GGGCCCCAGCACUGCGCGGGUGACAUUCCUGCAGGGCGCAGGCUCCGCGCCCGCCGCUCCGCAAACUUUCCCCACAAGCUCCGCAGGGGACAGGGGCUGCGGAGGGGGGGGGCGGGGAUGUCUCUUAUUCCUCUCUCCUUUGGAGCAAAAGAUUUCUGCAGCCACAGCCCCCCCUCCCCGCGCGCCUCGCGGGACUGAGCCACAGACGUCCCUGCAGCUCGUUUGGACUUUUUUUGUGUUGCCGUUUGCCUGCUUUUUUGGGGAGGGGGGGGAGGGGGGGUUGCUUCAAGACAAGAGGAGCCUCUUCUUCUUUUUUUUUCUUUUUUUUUUUUUUAAUACUUUUUUGGGUGCCUGCUUGCAUCUCUCGCCGGUCCCAGCCUGAGUCGAGCAUGGCAGCGUUGCCAGGGACGGUGCCCCGAAUGAUGCGCCCUGCGCCGGGGCAAAAUUACCCCCGCACCGGGUUCCCUCUGGAAGUGUCCACCCCUCUGGGCCAGGGCCGGGUGAACCAGCUCGGCGGGGUGUUCAUCAAUGGCCGGCCCCUGCCCAACCACAUCCGGCACAAGAUAGUGGAGAUGGCCCACCACGGCAUCAGGCCCUGCGUGAUCUCCAGGCAGCUGCGGGUCUCCCACGGCUGCGUCUCCAAGAUCCUCUGCAGGUAUCAGGAGACGGGCUCCAUCCGUCCCGGAGCCAUCGGAGGGAGCAAGCCCAGGCAGGUCGCCACUCCCGACGUGGAGAAGAAAAUCGAGGAAUACAAGCGGGAGAACCCGGGCAUGUUCAGCUGGGAGAUCCGAGACCGGCUCCUGAAGGACGGGCACUGCGACAGGAGCACGGUCCCCUCAGGUUUAGUGAGUUCGAUUAGCCGGGUGCUACGAAUCAAAUUCGGGAAGAAAGAGGAAGAGGAGGAUUGCGACAAGAAGGAGGAAGACGGCGAGAAGAAGGCGAAGCACAGCAUCGACGGCAUCCUGGGAGACAAAGGUAACAGGCUGGAUGAAGGCUCGGACGUGGAGUCCGAACCGGACCUGCCCUUGAAGCGCAAGCAGCGCCGGAGCCGGACCACCUUCACUGCUGAACAGCUGGAGGAGCUGGAGAAGGCCUUCGAGAGAACCCAUUACCCAGAUAUCUACACACGAGAGGAGCUAGCCCAGAGGACCAAGCUCACCGAGGCGCGGGUGCAGGUGUGGUUCAGUAACCGAAGAGCCAGGUGGCGCAAGCAGGCAGGAGCCAAUCAGCUGGCAGCUUUUAAUCACCUGUUGCCCGGGGGCUUUCCGCCAACUGGGAUGCCGACUCUACCACCCUACCAGCUGCCGGACUCCACCUACCCGACCACCACCAUUUCCCAAGAUGGGGGCAGCACCGUGCACAGACCCCAGCCCCUGCCACCGUCCACCAUGCACCAGGGAGGACUUGCAGCUGCUGCUGCGGCUGACACCAGUUCUGCCUACGGGGCUCGACACAGCUUCUCCAGCUACUCGGACAGCUUCAUGAAUGCUGCGGCUCCUGCCAACCACAUGAACCCUGUCAGCAACGGCCUCUCUCCACAGGUGAUGAGUAUCCUGAGCAACCCCAGUGGGGUCCCUCCACAGCCCCAAGCUGACUUCUCCAUCUCCCCCCUCCACGGUGGCUUAGACAGCACCAACUCUAUCUCCGCCAGCUGCAGCCAGCGGAGUGACUCCAUCAAGUCUGUGGACAGCCUCCCCACCUCGCAGUCCUACUGCCCUCCCACCUACAGCACCACCAGUUACAGCGUGGACCCAGUAGCUGGCUACCAGUACGGCCAGUACGGACAAACUGCCGUCGACUAUUUGGCCAAGAACGUGAGCCUGUCUACACAGCGUAGGAUGAAGCUGGGAGAACAUUCAGCUGUGCUGGGCCUCCUACCGGUAGAGACAGGCCAGGCUUACUGAAGAGUCCACCUGUGCCAACAAACCACUCCAGCAACCUGGUACCACCGGAGAAAACACCACCACCAGCCUUCCAGGGAUCCACAUGUACCCGGACCCCUCUCCUUCCCAGUCCCCCCUACCAACUCAAGCUGCAAAGGAGACGGGAAAGAGGGGGAUGGCUCUCCACAUAUCCAACGCUUUACUGAGUACUCUUCGAAGAGGCCAAUCCAGCCUCUUCAACCAUGCCUCCUUCUGUGGCCAGAGACAACGGGUUGGGUGCAUUUAUGAAUCCUGAUGUUCAUGCCCUCCCUCCAACCCCCUUGGCCAGCUUGGCAUACUGCCCAUGCUUAAGGACUUUCCAUUGAUCUAGGUAGUUGGCAUAGUCAACACUGAUUUUUUUUUCUCCUUUGUAAAAUACUUUUUUCUUUUCUUUUUUUUUUUCUCUCUCUUUUUUUUUUUUCCUUUUUGCUGUUGUAAAUUGGUGAACAUUGUAUAGGAAGGAAUAACCAAGCUGAUUGCAAAAGGUGAUGUGAUUCAGGACCACAAAAGACCUUUGGACCAAAUAGAAGAUCGUAUCGGAAAAAAAAAAAGUUAAAGGAACAGCAGACCUCCCUGCCCCCUCCCGCUCUGGUGGGUUCCCCUGGCAGGGAGGCAGCUAAGCAGGGGCAGGACUGGAUGGAUAUUUUAAUUCCUUCCAGCCUAGGACCUACGGAAAGUGUAAAUGUAAAUCGCUGAGCAGGGGAUUGGAGCAGUUGGGGCCAGGCUCAGUUUUCCUCUUAGGGACCAAGUUCAAUCUGAUUGCCGCUGAAAACCAUUUGCAGCAAAGAGCAGCAGGAGGCUCGGUAGCAAUUGUUGGCCUGUGUGUGCAUGCGGAAGGCAGGCGUGGGACAGUCUUUAGGAUGGGUGAGAAAUGAAAAAGGCCCUUCUUUCACUCUGCAACUGGUGGCAUGGGAGAGGGGCUGGGUGUGCCAGCAAAGCCGUGAGAAGACUCAUUGUACUACUCGAAGGCAGCUGUGAUGACAUGGUUCUUGUUAGGAGCAGCACACAAACCGGAGUCCACACACUGCACCGGGGAGGCAGAAGGCAAUAGGUAUGGCCAGGCCAGAAUAGUUUAACCACAAGCAUAAGGAGAAGGGGGCAUAACCCCUCACAAUGAUACAUCCCUCCGUACAGUACUAGACAGCGAGGGAAGCACCUUGUGCUCUUCUCCAUGGAUGUCUUUAUUCUCCAGCCUACCAGGAUAAACACUUGCCUCUUACCACCUCCCCGUACUCUUCUUUCUCCCCUGUCAUCUGAUCCUUUGGGCUCCUAGGCCUUUUCCUUUGUAACUCCAUGUUUUAUAUGUUGGAAGUGAAAUCUCUCACGGCCCAGGUAUUGUUUUCCGCUGCCCAUCUACAGAAGCCAAAACUCAUCAUGAUGCACCUAUCUGGUGCUCAGAUAAAGUUGCUUAGGAAUGACAGGGUCCUUAUAAGCCAUGAACCAUGAGGGGCUUCUACAGUUUACCUCUAAGUUGUGGUAAGGACCCUCGUGCACCCGGAGGAAAUACUUCAGUAGGUCCCUAAUCGUUUUGACUUGUUCCAUCCUCGUACUCCUUUGAACGGCUUCCACCAAGAACACGCCUCCUUUGUACUGAUCAUCCCGGAAAGGAUAAGGAAAGCCGUCACAACAGCAACCCACCCUGUCGCUGCCAUUUAAAUGAUUCAGAGAUUUCGUGCCAGCCAGUAACCAGCUUAGAAGGUCCAAAGUUGGCAGCAGAUGCUGCGUGGGGUCACUCCUAUAGAAACCUCUGGUGUCUGCUACAGUCUUAGCUUUGGUGGGGCUGGGAAGGUGCCUGCCUCCCCGCUCCCAGAUCGCUAACGAGGAGGAUUUCUUUUAUGCCUCCUUCAGCUGCUUAAUCAUAGUUGGUCUGGUCGGAAGGGACCUGAGCAGAUCAUCAAGUCCGACCCCCUGCCGUGGGCAGGAAUGAAUGCUGGGAUCAUAUGACCCUAGCUAGGUGAUUAUCUAGCCCCCUUCUUCUUUCCUCCAUUCUCCUCAAACCAUCAGACCUGACUUGUGUUUCAUGUAGUCUCUUCUGAAAGGCUUCAGGCUCUCUCUGUUGCCUUGUUGUGGCUCACAGCUUACCAAGACCCACAAAGUUGCCAAUUGCCACGGACCACAUGAAGAAGAAGUUGUCAAGUCUUGGACAAAAGCAUCUGCUUGUUUCCUACGUUGCACCACGUUCUAUCAGACACCAACCGUGGCCUUCAUUCAGCCCACACCGACUAGUAUAAAAUGACGAGUCUCGUUCUGAAUUCCCAAAGGCAUCUCGAAAAGACCAGAGUGAUCGAACUCUCUGACACACGCACAUACACACCGCUGCUCCGGUCUCCAGGACGUUGGCAAGUGCAUCCUUACGCUGUUCUCCAGGGCUUAACCCUGAAAACCUGAAUCCCUCCUUUACGGGUCCAGCUGUGCAAGAGAUACAGCUGUGACUCCAGACUCUCCUCUCCGGCUGGGAAGAUGUCCCGAGACCACAAAACGUACGGGGGCCAGUACUAGACAUUGCAUUCCACAAUUUCAUUCCAAGGGCAACCUUACAGCACGCGGAGCUGGAGACAUAGAGGAGGGCAAGCACGGUGAUUUCCUAGAUGUUCUCGGAGAGCGGAGAUGUGACCGACAAGCUGCGUUGCCUGGUACCAGCACGAUGAGGAGUCAUGGGAUAGACUCAUAGAAAAGUAGGUCGGGGAGGGAUCUAGUCCAGCGGAGGCCACUGUAACAGCCCUGCCUUUCUUCCAGCCACAUCCACACUUGAGAACCCAGGACAUGCCUGGACACUCAAAAGGAAAGACAAAGUGCUUACACGACUGACAAACACCCAUGGCAGCAGGGACUGAAAUACCUGUUGCAAUUUGUUCCGGCACCUCAAGGUUACCUGGCCGUUUUGAACAGACAGGAGUAAAUCCGGCUUAAGCAACAGAAUACACCCUGUUCGGGAUGAUUUUACCGCACGUCUUAGUGUCAUUCAUUAACUGAAGGCCAAGUGAGAACAACCAGUUCUGUUUCCACCUAGAAAGCCACAGCCUGGUGCCUCCCAUGGCUAUUAGGAAACAGAAAACGUCAGUCCCAUGCACACCGAGAGGCCACACACAAUCCCAGGUGAUGCCCCAUGCCCUCAAACCAUUUUGGACCAAACUCGUUUCUCAAACCUGCGGCUUGAUCAAGCAGAAGAAAAGCAGCUUGCAACAGGGAAGACUCGACUGCUGCUGAUCUCGCCCUCUUUUCCCUGCUUAUUUUUUUUCAUAUUCUUGCAUGUGCAUAAAUACACACACACCCCGCUCCCAGUCUGCAAACCGGUCCUUAACGGUGCACAGCAGGUUUUAUCGGUGAGUAUGUUGUUCGUAGACAACUUUGGUUGAGCUGGGAGCCAGAGCACAGGACCCUAAGAUAUAAAGUCUUAAAAAAAAGAGGGAGUACAGUAGAAACCGAUUUGCCAAUUACCUUCACCAGAAAGUCCAUGAACCUCUGGGCCACGGCUGUAAAUAGAGUUCUUAGAGGAAUAAUGAAAAAAAUGCCCUAUACUAGCUAAGAUAGCUAUUCUCUGACCCUCUCCCUGAGGUCGCACUUAUGUACAUUAGUUGGGAAUUUGGUCAUGUGCUGUAUGUUUAUAGGAAGUUGACAUUUUUUUUUAUACUAAAAACACAGUGAGUGCCGUGCUAGUUAAAAAAAAAAAAAAAAAUGGGGCGAACUGUAGAAAUUUGCAUAUCGUGUGUUUUCAAAAUACAUUCCAGCAUCUUUGGGGUGGGAUGGGUUUUGUUUCGGGGUUUCUUGGGUUUGUUUUAUUGGAUUUGAUUUUUUUGGAAGAAAAAAAAAAAAAACCUACAAAAAACAAGGUACAUUCACGUAUGGAAGUCAAAGGAACUUUUUUUUUUUUUUCGUUUUGGUUUCUGGAUUGCCAACCUCAGUUCUACUGAAAAGAGACAAACUCGGGGGGCGGGGGGGAGCAAAAUGGAGGAAGAUGCCCUAAGGGAGAAGUGAGACAGAGCGUGGAACCGCAGCGCUUGGCAAUGGGCAGGUGUUGGACGGCAGGACCCUGGAGAACAUGUGGUUGGAUGCACGUGAUGCAGACUGAACGGGAACCGAGCACUCAUUCCAGUCCCGGGGACCUGGGGACACCUGGGGAUGCAGAAUAUCCCGCCCUAUCUUUAAAUAAAUUCAUGGACACACUCCACAGAUGUUCUCGCAGGUUGACGUUUUCCAUGCCUGUGAAUGAGAACUGACAUCCUUGGGGGGGAAGGAAAAAUAUAAGAAUAAUACUAAGGAAAAGACUUGCUCUAUCUCCCCACCCACCCGCCAGCGCCAUUCCAAGACCGCCCUGGACAUCCUCUCACCACGUCCUGUAGCUCAGCCGAUCGGCUCCUGCCGCUCAGAGACUUUGUGUAUUUAAUGCUUCUAACCCGUCAUCCCUAACACCUCCAUAUACCCACCUGGGGAAUAUCUACAUAGCACUAUAGAACAUUCCUUAUUCCUAGUAACUGCGGAUAUGUUGCUUCUGUGUUUGACUCAUAGCCAUUUUGCUCCAUGUGUAUGCCUGUGCGCGUGUAUGUGUGUGUGUGCGUGCGUGUGUGUGCGUGCGCAUGCGUGCGCGCGCGCGUGUGUGUGUAUAUAUAUAAUCACACCAUAAUUUAUUCAGCUAUAUGGAGUAGUAGAGUAGAAAGAGAAACUGGUAUUUGCUUUAACUACCUGCUGCCUGUAGGUGUCUCUCUGUAACUCAGGCAUAACUGUUAUACAUUAAAAGAAAAAGAAUUAAA